GACCGGCGGCGGGGAAGCGGCCUGGGCCGGCCCUCAGAUUACGGGGUCCUGGGGGCGUCUCGCCGGGCACCGCCGCCCCCGCCGGCCUACCAACCAGGCCUUCCCCGGGGCCAGAGCAAUGGCCGCCGACAACAGCAAGCAGUUUUGGAAGAGAAGCGCCAAGCUGCCGGGGAGCAUCCAGCCUGUUUAUGGAGCACAGCACCCUCCUCUGGACCCUCGACUUACCAAAAACUUCAUUAAAGAACGGUCAAAAGUCAACACAGUUCCUCUGAAGAGUAAAAAGGCCUCCAGUUUUCAUGAGUUUGCCCGGAAUACCAGUGAUGCUUGGGAUAUUGGCGAUGAUGAGGAAGAGGACUUUUCCUCACCUUCUUUCCAAACUCUGAACUCAAAAGUUGCUUUGGCAACUGCAGCCCAAGUCCUGGAAAACCACAGCAAGCUGAGGGUAAAGCCAGAACGAUCCCAGUCAACAACAUCUGACGUCCCUGCCAACUACAAGGUGAUCAAGUCCAGCAGUGAUGCCCAGCUAUCCAGAAACUCCAGUGACACAUGCCUGAGGAACCCACUCCACAAACAACAGUCACUCCCUCUCCGGCCCAUCAUCCCCCUCGUUGCCCGGAUCUCCGACCAGAAUGCUUCUGGCGCACCCCCAAUGACAGUCCGGGAGAAAACCCGUCUAGAAAAAUUCCGUCAGCUUCUCUCCAGCCACAACACUGACUUAGAUGAGCUGAGGAAGUGUAGCUGGCCAGGGGUUCCCAGGGAGGUUCGGCCUGUAACCUGGAGACUCCUGUCGGGCUAUCUCCCAGCAAACACUGAGAGGCGGACGUUGACCCUGCAGCGGAAGCGGGAGGAGUAUUUUGGCUUCAUUGAGCAGUAUUAUGACUCUCGAAAUGAGGAACAUCAUCAGGACACCUACCGACAGAUUCACAUUGACAUUCCAAGGACCAAUCCCCUCAUUCCACUGUUCCAGCAGCCACUUGUACAGGAGAUCUUUGAAAGGAUUCUAUUUAUUUGGGCCAUCCGACACCCUGCCAGUGGGUAUGUCCAGGGAAUUAAUGACCUGGUCACUCCGUUCUUUGUCGUCUUCCUCUCAGAAUACGUGGAAGAGGAUGUGGAGAACUUUGAUGUUACCACCUUGUCUCAGGACAUGUUGCGAAGCAUUGAAGCUGACAGCUUUUGGUGCAUGAGCAAGCUGCUGGAUGGAAUCCAGGAUAACUACACCUUUGCACAACCAGGGAUCCAGAAGAAGGUCAAGGCACUGGAAGAGCUUGUCAGCCGGAUUGACGAGCAGGUACAUAAUCACUUCAGGAGGUACGAGGUGGAGUACCUACAGUUUGCCUUUCGGUGGAUGAACAACCUGCUCAUGCGGGAGCUUCCUCUUCGCUGCACCAUCCGCCUGUGGGACACAUACCAGUCUGAACCAGAAGGGUUUUCCCACUUUCAUCUUUACGUGUGUGCAGCCUUCUUGAUUAAAUGGAGGAAGGAGAUCUUGGAUGAGGAAGACUUCCAGGGUCUCCUCAUGCUGCUACAGAACCUACCUACGAUACACUGGGGCAACGAAGAGAUUGGGCUGCUUCUGGCCGAGGCGUACAGACUCAAGUACAUGUUUGCCGAUGCCCCUAAUCACUACCGCCGAUAGGUGCUGUCUCCCCAGGGACCCAGGCUGCCCCAUCUCUGAUGGCAACCUGAUCACUGUGGCCACUGUGCGAGCCGUGGACUGCGGCCAGGAACCACUCCUGCUGUAAAAAGCUCACCCCCGCCGCCCAGGUCUUAACUCCAUGUCUCUGGAUGUGUCUCUUGGACCACUCUCAGUAUUCCAUGCCAUGUGGAUGGGUCCAGCUCUGGGAAAGACAGAAUAGGAGGUACAGGGUUGUCUGCCCCUUUAAAAGAAACUGGACAAAGGAAGGGGAGCCUCAGGGUCUCAACUCACAUUGUCCCUACAUGGACUGGCUGGCUUUCGCCACCAGGCCCCAACUGAUAACAGUUGCUUUUUUUCUUUUUUUAAACAGGAAAAACACACAAAAUUUAUUAUAUGCCUAAGGCAUGGGAGUAUUAGGCUCUGCUACCAUUGGUUUUUUGUGACUCAGUUUAAUUUGAUCACAGGUCAAAUAUGCCUUAUGUUUUCAGAAGACUCCUGGCCCACUUUCCUCUCCUGGUUUCCUAACCCCUGUCCUUCUGCCCUGUCUGAGCCAGCAGGAUGGAGGAGGUAACCAGUGCUCAUAACUCUGGGAAGACGCCUACACCCAAGGGCUAGGAAUUUUAUUUUUCCUUUUCUCACCAGAUGUCUGUGUAUGUGCAUGUGUGAGUGUGUAUGUGCACACCCAUUGGUAUUUCAUCACGUCUGAAUUUCUGUGUCCAGACUAGCCCAUCAGAACCAGUUGGGAAGGACUCCAGUGACCAAGUGUAUAAGCACCCCUCAAGAAGGAUCAGGGCAGGGGAGGGAGAAGGGGAUUUUUACUCUUCAAAGCCCUUUUCCAUGAUGACCCACUCCAAGAUAUUAUGUAUAAAUUGUGUUACUAUGUAAAUGGGUAAUGAUGUACAAUUACACAGCCUCUUUGUAGUAGAUAUGAUUUUAUAUUUAUAAUGUGCAUCAACAUGUGAAAGCAAUCUAGGUCCUUAGCACAGGUGACUUUGCUGGGCAGGUGGCUCUGUGCCUCCAGAUUGGUUUCUGGGACGCCCUCUCUGAUGGGAGAAGACUGGGAGGUGGCUGGAGUGGGUACAGCUGAGCAGGUGAGCUGCCAGCCCAAGCAUCAGUGUCUCAGAGUUUUUCAUUCUCCCCUUUCUUCCCACCUCUCCUUCAGCCUUUCUGGAACAUUUCCUCUCGCUCUCACCUUUUCAGUGGUGGAGCUCCCACCACUCACCCCUAGCAACCUCCCCAAGAAGGGACUGCAGAGGUCGAAGCCUUCCUACAGGUUUGCUCCUGCCUUUCCCUGGAGUUGGCGGAGGGUUUAGUCUUUCCUAUUUAAGUCAGCAUUGAAUUCAGGACAAAAGUUGUGGCUGACUAGUCAGUGCCAAGGGAAGAGGUUCCCAGUGUCUCUGGGGUGUGGGGCUCUUCUCAGCAACAUUAGGUGUCCCCUGCCAUCACCAUCACAUCCUGCACAGCUCAUGUGUGACCUGUGUUUGAUUCUUGGUGUUUGACAGUGGACAGUGGGAAGGUGGGAGAAAGCAGCUGUAGUCCUCUUGGAAGCCAAGCAGUGUUCCUGGAGGAUGGCACCCUGAGUCUUUGACCAGGGAACCCCCACCACAGGCCGUACCACACGCUUUGAGUUAAAUUCCUCAUCUGGAGCUGUUUCUCAGGCGCCAUCCUCACCCUCUCCUUCCCUUCGGUGUGCCUCAGUAGUGUCCUUCACAGAGGGAGGGCUCAUGGCCCUCCCUCAACCAAUUCAGACGAAUUAAAGAAAGACACUUGUGUUCCCAAGUGGUGGUUUUAUUUUUUUAGUUUUUAUGUUUGUAUGGGAAAUUGUGGGUAUGGUGAAUGAGUUGUAAAUAAAUGGUGUAUUUCCUCCUCUGUCUGCUGAUUUUUCUUCCAUGGAUUUGUGUAACACAGAACAGAAAGUGUGUCCUUCUCUUGUUUUUUUUCUUACUGAUGAGGGGGAGAGUCAAAUGUGUAGAGCAAGCAGAGCAUCAACAGAAGACCAAGAAGCAUUUUCAGAGGCUAUCCGUAAACACUGAGCCUCUGCUCUGUGAAAGGUACUGUUCAAACUACAAAAUGAGUAACUGGCUCCUAAUAGUAGAUAUUUAUAGAGCACCUUACCA
This is a messenger RNA of Castor canadensis (American beaver), 3753 nucleotides long. RefSeq names its product TBC1 domain family member 22B (gene Tbc1d22b). NCBI's taxonomy places the organism in Eukaryota, Metazoa, Chordata, Mammalia, Rodentia, Castoridae. The record is from RefSeq and is a predicted model, not a curated record. Gene Ontology annotation, molecular function: GTPase activator activity. Gene Ontology annotation, biological process: activation of GTPase activity.